This is a messenger RNA of Pisolithus orientalis, 473 nucleotides long. RefSeq lists its product as uncharacterized. The record is from RefSeq and is a predicted model, not a curated record. The coding region runs from base 76 to 345 and encodes 89 amino acids. Lineage: Eukaryota; Fungi; Basidiomycota; Agaricomycetes; Boletales; Pisolithaceae. The transcript is spliced from 2 exons.
CACUAGUACACUGUACCCACCCAAUCAAUGGUGCCGGUGAGGUAGGAAUGCUGUCUUCGUGCUUUGCAUUGUAGGAUGGUGGUAAACGACCGCCACCUCGUGAUGUAUUCCAAUAUAUUGGUUAUCGCAAUUCUGAUGCAAACGACGGCAGCUCUACGCACUAGGUUUUGGAGUCUACAGGGUGUUUCUGGCUCUCUCAUUUGUCGAGGGCGGUUUAUACGCCCCCCGCCGUCCUGUCGGAUACAUAGUCUCUUGACGAGAAGUUGGCCUACUGAUUGGCGCCCGCUGCAUCGGAGGGCUACGUGUUCGGCAAACGCCUCCAGAAGUACUUUCCCAACUUCGUAAGGAUCCUACUGUCCACCUUUAGACAAAGGCGACCAUUAAAAUCUCGAUUCCCGAUACCCGGCAGCAAUCUUGGAACGUUCAAACGCCAUGAAUAGUACGAACUAUGAUACGCCCGCAUUAAUGAUUUC